Messenger RNA from Aricia agestis (brown argus), 1399 nucleotides. RefSeq lists its product as uncharacterized. The coding region runs from base 182 to 1108 and encodes 308 amino acids. The record is from RefSeq and is a predicted model, not a curated record. The transcript has 9 exons. NCBI's taxonomy places the organism in Eukaryota, Metazoa, Arthropoda, Insecta, Lepidoptera, Lycaenidae.
UUUACAGAUUUUAAGUAUCAAAUUUGUAGAAUUUUCAUUUUUGUAACUUUAGCAUAUCAUAUAUUUCAGGGAACCAGUUAUCAAUAGAAAGUGAACUAUAACAAGUAAGUAGUAACAAAACUUCGGUAAUCGGUUACGAUAAAUUAAUAUCAUCUCCUCAACCGGCUACUUGCUUUUAUAAAUGGAACUGGUGUCCCUCGGUCUGGGAGUGCUGCACGAUGCUGCGGAGCGCGCCGCCAGCUACCGCGGUGGUCAGACGGUACUGCGUUACCUUGAUAGGGCGCUGUGGUGUGUAGAAAAGAGCGCGAGGUGGGCUGUGCCGCCGCCAUUGGACGUGGACGAGCGCCCGCAGCCGGAGCUGGUGCGGCCGCUGCCGUGGGUGCUGUUCCUGGCGCUGCUGCUGCUGCUGCGCGUGCUGCGGGAGACGUUGUCGCUGCUCAACCUGGCGCUCGGCAAGCCGCCUGUCAGGUCUGCUGAUGUGGUAACAUACAUCCAGAGCAAGCGGCGGUACGUGCGCGCGCUGAAGUACCGCGGCGGGCGCGCGAUGCGGGCGCGUGGACCGUGGAGCCUGCGCGCGCUGCUCGACCUCGCGCUGUGCGGACGCGCACGCCCGCCCGCCGACCACACGGAGCUCGUGAUAGUGGACAAGAAGAACUCUUGCGAGGCGCCGGCGGCGGAGGCGGGCGCGGAGUCCAGCAUGGAGCGGCUCAUUGAGAAGAUGAUGGUUGACCUCGACGCCGACUCCGACGACGAUCACAGUUACACGCUCACGAACGUGACGAGCGUCAGAAGCGACAAAUCCGAUUACUCGGAUUCGGAGCACGAAAUCGCCUUCAACAAAGACUCGAAACCGUCCGGUACCAUCGAGGACGAGACUGGAACCUUCUCGAAACCAAACAACAUGGCGACUUCCACGCCAGAGAAGAAUCACAUACAAGACAUCGGCACAGAAUAUUCCACAAUAAAGUCGGAGAAUAACAACUCGGUAGAGGCUACAGCUAUGUUCCUGCAGCAUGAGAACUGUACAUAUAAAAAAGUUGUAGCAAACGGAAAAUCUAAAACAGGCAUCAAAAAGGAAAGUACGCGCGAAGCAGAUCUAAGGCAAUGAUGACAGACCUCUCUAUAAGUUCUAUGAAUAAGAUUAAGGACUGAAGUAAAUACAUCGAAGAUCACAGGUCUAUAUCUAGUAGUAAUAAAAAGACAAAUUAUAAAAAAUAUUUUUAUACUAAAACGUGGCAAUAACUAGUAAGUAGUAAGAAGUAUAUUUAACUAAGCUAAUUUCUAAGUUAUUUUAUUCAAUUAAGGACUAAGGUACUACUGGGACCAAACAGCCUUACAAUGUGUGAAAGUGUACACACCACAGAAAUAAAUCAAGAUAGAACGGCUGAGCGGGUGGAGU